Messenger RNA from Cynara cardunculus var. scolymus (artichoke), 1210 nucleotides. RefSeq lists its product as uncharacterized. The record is from RefSeq and is a predicted model, not a curated record. The coding region runs from base 119 to 1045 and encodes 308 amino acids. NCBI's taxonomy places the organism in Eukaryota, Viridiplantae, Streptophyta, Magnoliopsida, Asterales, Asteraceae. The transcript has 10 exons.
ACUUCAAUCCUUUGAGAAAACAUUCGGUGUGACCUCUCUGAUGCUACCAAAAUUCAACCGAAAUCCUGAGAUUUGAUGGUAUGAUUGAUCUCAGUUCUUACCAAAAUUUGAUUAGCAAAUGGCUAGGGUAAGGAAUUGGUAUAAUCAAUCAAAAACAGCCACUUUGAUUUGGUUCAUAUCCUUGAUCACCUUCUAUGCUGUGUUCCGGAUGGCUUCUACAUUUUCUCCUCCUUCAACAGCAGAUCUUCCAGUUUCGAAUGCAGAGAGGUUGAGAUUGUAUGACAAAAUGACCAGGGAUUUGGACGAGCAUGGUGCACUUUUUCUCAAGAAGGGAGAGACUUCACAGUCAAUGAAACUUUCUGACCUCUUUGAUGUUCACAAUGGAUCCGUGACUCCAGUUUUGAAGGCUGCCAAUCCUCCUGUUAGAGCUAAUGUAUUAUAUAUGAAUACCGAGUACUCACAUCCUAUCUCGAAAGCAGUAAGGGACAUAUUUUCUCCAUCCCUCGAGAAAGUAAUUUGGUUUCAGAAUUCCGAGCUCUACCAUUUUAGUAUGUUCCAUGCUUCACACCACAUUUUACCUGUUCCUGCCUCAGAAGAGGAAAUUGAGGCUGAAGCAAAUGCUGUUAAAGCAGUUGUAGACAAGCUCUGUCCAAUGACAAUUGUAUUGGAUAGGGUUGUUUUGACUUCAACUGGUGUGCUUUUGGGUUGCUGGCAGGUAAUCUCGGGGACAGAUCCUGUUACUAUCCGUUCUAAAUUAAGGAAUGCUCUUCCACGUGCUCCAGGAAAGCAACUUUAUGAGCCUGCCAUACUUCAUACCUCACUUGCAAGGAUUCUUGGUCACCCUAAUAAUUCAUCUGAGGAACCGAGCAUCGCUUCAGAACUCCAAUACUUUCAUGAACUAGUAGCUCAUUUGAACAAUCGCAUCCGUGGAACAAAGGCAACGAUCUCCGAGUUGUGGUACGUAGAAGAGUACGACGUCUUAGCUUUGGCGUUAGAUGGAAAAACAAAAAUACGACGUUUCCAAUUCGGCUGUUUGAAAGUCUAAGAGUCGAAUAAAAGUAGUUGCCAUACUUCUAUCUUCGAAAGAGCUUCCUUUUUUAUGGUUGUUCUCAACGAUCUUUCGAGUCUAGUUGCAUCUAAUCUCAUAGAUGUGUUUACUUGAUGGCGUAUGUGAAUAUAUUCCGGUGGCAAUAACCUCUUUGUGUUGAUA